GAAACAUUGAAUUUUUACAAACGACUGAUACUUCCAUUAAAAAAUUUUAGUGAAUAAAUAUUAGUUUUACUUAUUUUGUUAUGUAUCACUUAACGCCAAAUUAGAAUAAGUAGAAUAACGGGAUAUAAUCAUACUCCACGUCUACAAGAAGUGGUUUAGGGAUGUUUCCAAUAGACAAAGUAGUCUAUUAAAGAUUAUAUGUAUUGUAUGAAUGGUUUAUGUAUUAUAUAACUGAAGAUGGCUCAGAAAUUAGAAGAUGAAUCCAAUAAAAACUGGUUACUGGUAUUCUCUUUGAUAUUAAUUUUAUCGAUUUCCACAAGAUUUUAUAAAAUUGAAGAGCCAGAUCAUAUUUGUUGGGAUGAAACUCACUUUGGUAAAAUGGGCAGCUGGUAUAUAAAUAGAACGUUUUUCUUUGAUGUACAUCCACCACUAGGAAAAAUGCUAAUAGGUCUGUCUGGGUAUCUGACGGGCUAUGAUGGGAAAUUUGCUUUUGACAAGCCAGGGGAUAAGUAUGAAAACACAUCAUAUUUGGGGAUGCGAUUGUUUUGUAGCACUUUGGGGGCCAGUAUAGCUCCGAUGAUUUUUGUGUCUGUGGAUGAGAUGACUGGCAGUGUAUCAGCUGCAGCUUUUGCAUCGAUAUUAAUAGUUUUUGAUGUGGGACUGAUAACGCUCUCGCAAUACAUCCUGCUGGACCCGAUACUCUUGUGUUUCAUGGUGGGAUCGUUCAUGGGUGCCGUCAAAGUAUCGUCCAAAAAAACACCGGAAUUUUCUCUAAAAUGGUGGUUAUGGCUGACGUUCACUGGAAUAAUGUUAGCCUGUUCCAUAUCGGUGAAGUUUGUUGGAUUAUUUAUAGUCCUGCUGGUGGGAUUGAUGACGGUUUCCGAUUUGUGGGAUAUAUUGGGAGAUUUGAGCAAACCGGUGAGCCACACGUUAAAAAAUCUACUUUCUCGAGCAGUAUGUCUCAUUUUUCUUCCGAUUAUUCUCUACAUCGCAUUUUUCUACGUACAUUUGCGAGUAUUAAACAGAAGCGGUAAUGGAGAUGGCUUUUAUAGCUCAGCGUUUCAGUCGCAACUUAUAGGCAACAGUUUACAUAAUGCUAGUAUGCCGCGAGAAGUAGCCUAUGGGGCGAUCAUUACUUUGAAGAAUCAUCGUACUGGAGGUGGUUACUUGCAUUCACACUUUCAUCUCUAUCCAGAAACUGUUGGUGCUAGACAGCAACAGAUUACCACAUACACUCACAAAGACGACAAUAAUAAAUGGUUGAUUAAAAAAUACAACGCCGAACCUGAUGACGAUGUUCAAAUUGUCCAAAAUGGCGACUUGGUGCGUCUGGAACACGUGCCGACUCGAAGAAACCUUCAUUCCCAUAAAGAACAGGCUCCUGUGACUAAAAAACAUUUCCAAGUGACGGGUUACGGCGAGAACGGCACAGGCGAUGCCAACGAUGUCUGGAGAGUGACAGUCGCGGGAGCGAAACUCGGAUCUGACGUAACCGCCGUCACGAGCAAACUCAAAUUCGUUCAUUACUUGCAAUCUUGCAUUUUGACGACUAGCGGAAAGCAGCUGCCCAAAUGGGGCUACGAACAACAAGAGGUCACGUGUAAUCCUAAUUUAAGAGAUCAGAACGCCCUGUGGAACGUGGAAGAAAAUAUUUUUGAAAAACUGCCUAAUGUAAGUUUUGAGGUGUACGCUCCGAGUUUUUUGGAAAGAUUUCUGGAGUCGCACGCCGUUAUGUUGCAAGGAAAUGCAGGAUUAAAACCCAAGGAGGGUGAAAUCACGUCAAGGCCUUGGCAAUGGCCGAUAAACUACAGGGGUCAAUUUUUUUCCGGGACUCAAUACAGAAUAUAUCUGCUGGGCAAUCCUGUGAUUUGGUGGGGGAAUUUGGUUUUUAUCGUUAUAUUUUUGAUUGUUUUUGGAAUAAAUGCAGUAAAGUUGCAGAGAGGAUAUAUCGAAUCUUUUGAUGAUUUUCACAAGAAAAAGUUGGUUGCUUGCGCUUGGCUCUUCAUAGGAUGGACCUUACAUUACGUACCUUUUUGGGCAAUGGGUCGAGUACUGUACUUCCAUCAUUACUUUCCAGCUCUCCUAUUCAGUUCCAUGAUAACAGGUAUAUUGAUCGAUUACCUCUUGGAGGAGAUUCCCGGUUAUUUUUCGAGAUCGAACGCAAACAUGGUUUAUCAAAUUUUAUUGGGGUUAAUUCUGUCGACGAUCGUUUAUAGCUUUUAUUUAUUUGCCCCAUUGGCGUACGGAAUGUCCGGCCCCUCCGCCAAUGAACCCAACUCUACAAUGCGCGGUUUGAGGUGGAUCGAGAGUUGGGAAUUUUAGAAUUUAAAAGUGGAAUAAUUAUUUCAGAAUAUAAUCUAGUAUUAUAAAUAGCUGAUUUGCAAGAAUAACGACGCAAUUCAAAUUUUUUUAAAAUUAUACUAAGUAUGCAGAACAAAAAAGUUUUUUAUCAUGAAAAAUAACGGAAUGCUGAAUUCUGUCAUACAUUCGCUAAACAGAUAGCGUCAGUAUUUAUUUAAGACAAUUAAGUCUAACGUGUAUCACGAACAUGAGCUCAUUUCAGUUUCAUAGUUGUUGUCACAAUUCGAUUUUCAAAAAAAAGACGCUUUUAGAGUUAUACUACAAUUUUUUCAAGAAUAUUGACAUAUUUCAAAAAAGUAUAAUUCAGUUGUUGUUUUAUCAAAUAAAAUUCAUAUUCAACCAGAAUGAUAUUUUUUAUUUGCUUACAAAUUUUCCAUUACCUUAAAUUAAUUGAAAUCCCCAAUUUCAAAAUAUGUAAUUUAUUUGUUUUUUUGCGUCCUAAUUAUUUUAAAUUUAGACAACAAUGACAUAAGUUACUUUUUUAUAAUUCAUAAUCUCAAGAAUAUUGACCCUCAGAUAUCACUCAAUAUUUUUGUGAUUAUUUGUAUUUUUUCAGUGAAAAAGAAUAGUGACACAUUUCAAAAAUGUACCUUUUCAAGCUUAUAUUAAAAAUGUAUAGCAAAUUCCGCAUAUUUUUAUGUGAAAGAACGACAUAAUGCUAAUUUCAAUAAUGGCGUUGUGUCGUUCUUCCCGUACUGCAAGCUUAUUAUAAUGAAGAGUAACACAAAUCUAGUUUUGCUCCGACAAAAUACGCCAGUUUUAUGAAAAAUAAACUAAGAACGUUGUUUUCAACAAUGAGACAAGUCAAAUUAGGACAUUAUUAAUAUUUUAAAUUUAGACAACAAUAAUAAGUUAAUUUUUGAUAAUUCAUAAUAUGAAGAAUAAUGACCGAUGUCUGAAGGGCCCGUUUGUGAUGAUUAUUUGUAUUUUUUCAUAGAAUAUUAUGUAUCGUUGGUACAUAAGAAUAGUGACGCAACUCAAAAAUCUCAAUUUUCGAGCUUAUAGUAGAAAUGUGUAUCAAAAACUGCAUAUUUUAUAUGUACAAAAACGACAUAUUGCUACUUUAAAAAAUAUCGUUGUGUCCUUCUUUCCGUAUUACAGGUCGCGAAUUUAUGACAAUGAAGAGCAACACAAAUCUAGUUUUGCUCCGACAAAAUUCGACAGUUUUAUAAAAAAUAAAAUAAGAACGUUUUUUUCAACAGUGACAUAAGUCAAAUUAAGACAUUAUUGUUGAAAAGGUCGUUAUCAAUUUGCGUGAAGUAUUCUUUUCUGGAAAAUCGUCAUAACUCAAAAGAGGGAUGAAAAUAUUAUUUUAACAUUUAAUAAAUGACCAGUUGAUUUUUGAUAAUUUAUAAUCUCAAGAAUAAUUACCGAUAUCUGAAGAGUCUGUUUGUGAUGAUAAUUUGAAUUUUUUAUAGAAUAUUUACAUAUCGUUGGUGCAUAAGAUACAACUCAAAAAUUUCCAUUUUCGAGCUUAAUGUAAAAAUGGGUGACAAAAUCCGCAUAUUUUAUGUGGAAGAACGACAUAUUGCUACUUUCAAAAAUGACUUGUUCUUUCCGUAUUACAAGUCCUGUGUUUAUGAUGAUCAAAAGUAACACAAUUCUAGUUGUACUUUGACAAAAUACGCCGGUUUAAUAGAAAAUAAACUAAGAACGUUAUUUUCAACAAUGACACAAGUUAAAUUAGGACGUUAUAGUUGAAAAAUCAUUAUCAAUUGGUGCGAAAUAUACUUUUCUGGAAAAUCGUCAUAAUUCAAAAGGGAGAUGAAAAUAUAAUAUUUUGGGUUAUUUUAAAUGUAGGCAACAAUACUAAGUUAAUUUUUGAUAAUUCAUAUUAUGAAGAAUAAUGACCGAUGCCUGAAGGGCAUGUUUGUGAUGAUUAUUUGUAUUUUUUCAUAGAUUACUUAUAUAUCGUUGGUGCAUAAGAAUAGUAACGUAACUCAAAAAUCUCUAUUUUCCAACUUAUAGUAGAAAUGUGUAGCAAAUUCUUAAUAUUUUAUGUGGAAGGACGACAUAUUGCUACUUUUAAAAAUAACGUUGUGUCAUUCUUUCCGUAUUACGGGUCGCGAGUUUAUGACAAUGAAGAGUAACACAAAUCUAGUUUUGUUCCGAUCAAAUUCGCCAAUUUUAUAAAAAAUAAAAUAACGUUAUUUUCAACAGUGACACAAGUCAAAUUAGGACAUUAUUGUUGAAAAGGUCAUUAUCAAUUGGUGUGAAAUAUACUUUUCUGGAAAAUCGUCAUGACUCAAAAGAAGUAUGAAAUUAUUUUAAAUUUAUACGACAGUGACCAGUUGAUUUUUGAUAAUUUAUAAUUUCAUUAAUAAUGACUUGAUAUCUGAAGAGCCUAUUUGUAUUUUUUUAUAUAAUAUUUAUAUAUCGUUGGUGCAUAAGAAUAGUGACGCAACUCAAAAAUCUCAAUUUUCGAGCUUAUAGUAGAAAUGUGUAGCAAAAACUGCAUAUUUUAUAUGAAAGAACGACAUAUUGCUACUUUCAAAAAUAACGUCAUGCCAUUCUUUCCGUAUUACGGGUCGCGAGUUUAUGACAAUGAAGAGUAACAGAAAUCUAGUUUUGUUCUGACAAAAUUCGCCAGUUUUAUAAAAAAUAAACUUUCAAAAAUGACGUUGUGUCGUUCUUCCUGUAUUAGGUGCAUAAAGUCGUAAGUCGUGAGUUUAUGAUGAAGAAUAACACAAAUCUAGUUGUGCUCUGAUACAAUAUGCCAGUUUUAUAACAAAAUAAAUAAGGAACUUUUUCAAAGGUGAAAAAUAGGACAUUAUUGUUGGAAAGGUUAUUAUUAAUUGGUUUGAAAAAUACUUCUCUGGAAGAUCGUCGUAACUCAAAAGAGGGAUUAAAUUUUUUUUUGGGUUUUUGAUUAAUUUUAUCAAAGCAAACUUGUAAUUUUUUGAAUACAAAAAUAUUUAAGCAUUUUUAAAAUGCAAAAUCUGUUUUUGAGUUGUGUCACUAUUCCUGCGUGUAAAAUUAAAUUAACUACCAUUUGAAAUAUGUAGUGAAACAUUUAUACAUAAAAUAAAAAGUCCAUACUGUAAAAUCUACUAUUUUUAAUUGCGUCGUUAUUCUUGCUAGUCAGCGAAAUUCUUCCAGAACUUUAUUUAGCUUGAUAAAAAUAUGUUGUAAACUCUAAAAUAUUCUCUUUGGAAAACUCAUUAAUUUACAAAAAAAAUCGAUAGGACUUUUCUGACAGGUACUAGUACAAUUUUCACCAGUAAAGUCAAAUUUGAAUGAAAUUUUGUAAAAUUUCGAGUAGCUGUGAACUGAAAAAUUGUGUAAUUAUUAGUAUAUUUAUAGGUAGCUCCUAAAUAAUAAUAUAAUAAAAAUUUGUUAAAAAGAGAAUAUAUGGUUAUUUAAAUGUAUUGAUAUGGAAAGUUUAAAAAAAAGUAAAAAAAUGUCAAAAUUGACCGAUGGUGGGGUGGUGAACUUUUUAAAAAUCAAAAUUAAGUAGAUAAUCGGGUUGUUGAUUUCGGUAAACUGUCAGAUGGGAAUUUAAAAAUGUCAGUAGAGUUUGGAAUUUUAUUUUUGAAAAGUUAGCCGAAGAGGUAAGGAACAAAAAACACAUAAAAAGAUAAAGAGAAAUUGAAAAUUUAUUUAUUUUUUAAAUUGGGCGUUUAUUUCUUCUUUUCUAUAAUUUUAGGGAAUGAUUAAAUUGUUAAUUCCAUAUCAGUAC
Molecule: messenger RNA, 6040 nt
Organism: Psylliodes chrysocephalus
Lineage: Eukaryota; Metazoa; Arthropoda; Insecta; Coleoptera; Chrysomelidae
Source: the annotation of a GenBank genome assembly